GAUGCUCAUUUUAAGACAAAAUUUCGUAUAAAAUCACAUCAUAUGUUGCUUACGUUUGCAAAAACGCCCCGAAACACUAAGCAAAAUGAAACUAAUGAGUUUCUUGGAAAUAUGGAAAAUUAAUUAAUCCUGACGUUUCGCAAGCUCGAGUGACUUUCAUCUUCAGAUGUGGCUUGCUCGGCGCAGAUCCAUACCGCGCACGAAAGCUUAAAUCUUUUGAUAUUGAAUUAAGGAUUUUUACGCAAUAUGGGUCACAUUUUUGAAAUUCGCCAAAAAUGUACUCGUAAGGGGGGAGGUGAGAAAGCAAAAAAAUCUGGUUCCAACUGUUACGUAUGACUCAGGCUAAUAAAUGUAACCCUCAGAUCAACGUACAUCUUUUGCUUCAAAACCGCCAGAUUGAAAAAUUUCCAAACGGAAGUACCUUUUAAAGUAAGUUAAAAACUAAAAUUGGUCAUAUUAAGUCAACAAUUUUCGUCAAAAAGUCCCACUCGAAAUUUUUGCUUAACGCUCGAAAAUUUCCAACCUACUCCCGAUAAAGUAUCUAUAACUUUAAGUAAGAUACAGUGACUUAAAACUGGAAAUUACCAAACUUCGCCUUUAAACGCAACGUAAAACUCAAAAAAUUCACUUUAAACUACAAAUAUGCUUUGAGAUUGAGAAACGAGCGACGAUGUUUGUUCAAAUUCGAUUUAGACUCAAAAUGUCGAAGUUUAACCCACAAUUUGAUCAUAAAUCGAAGUUUAAAUUGGAACUUUAAAACUAAACGUUCUUAAUCCCCAGUUACACGUUUGACUGCCCGUUUAAAGACAAAAUUAUAAAUUUCCACUUUUAAUGAAACCUUUGCUAGAGAAAAGACGACAUUGCGGUUUUUUUAAAAGUGGAAUUCCUGCUUGUAGCACGAAAUAUUUCCAUACCCAUAUGGAUGGAUGGUAGAAACUAGAGCCAAUUAAAUGCGAGCAUCUUUAUUUUGGAGGCACUCUACUAGCCGCCAAAAAUACCUUAAAAUAAAGAAAAUAAUGUGGACAAAGCCCCAUUUUUAUGUCCAUCUCAGUUAUAUCACAUCGCUAUAAAUAAUCUACUUAUAAAUUAUGGACAAAAAAGCUGCGGUGUCAUUUUUCGUUACACAAUUGUCUGUUCAGUUCUAAAAAUAGCCAAAUAUUUCUCUAAUAGGGGUGAUUUAAAACAUUACAUGGAAGUGACAUUUUCAGUUAAAUCCGAUUGUGGGGCAUCUAUUUUAGGGCGCAUCUCUUUACAGGCUUUUGUCCAAAUGGCAUCCGGCUCUUUAUAUAAUUCACUUUUACCCACCCACCCAGACAUUGGUUGUGCAAUUGCACGUUGUCGAUAAAUUUAGAUUUUUAAUUAACUCGGAACAAUACCCUUUUAUGCCAGUCUUUUGCAUCCAUAUAUCCGCUUGCUCUGAGCACCUGUAUUUCUAUAAGACUCUGGGAUUUGCCUAAUGGAUCACGUUGCUUAAGAAUAACGAAUUAAUGCGAAUUAUCCUGGAAAACAACCUUUGUGCUUCUAGAUCCGCUAACUGAACGUGAACCAAAAUGGAAUCAGAAUCUGGUACCAACAACACGAAAAUAUCCGAUUCUGGAUACUCCAACAGUUGCAGCAAUACCACUUCGCAAGGAAGCGCCAGCUCUAAGUCUAGGCAUAGUGGAGGCAGCAAUUCGAGCAGGAGCAGCGGCUAUGGAGGAACCGCAAACCCAAACGAAAACAAUGAGUCCUCCCAUCUACAGGCGGCAAAGCCCAGCAAAGAGCACAAGAAGACCGGCCAAACGUCUUCAACACUUCCCGCUCAAACGGACGAUCUUCAGCCAGUUACUGCACUAUCGGACGGCAUAACUGAAGAAACGUCCUCAGCAAGAACAAGCUUAGGUGUGGAGUCCACGCCCUAUUUAUCAGAUGUAGAUUUAAGCAUUCAAGAAAAUGUGGACUUUGGAAGUAAGAAACCAGAGCCAAUCUUAGACGAUGAUAUGCAUGACACUCAGGACGAAAAAGAAACAACCACUAUUCAUGAGGAUCAAGGCUUCCUAGAUUCCUCCGCCGAUCAUGUAGAGCCCGUUGCCCAAACGGUGGAAAAUCAAAUCGUCGAAUUCUUUCCUAAAGCAGAUCUUCUGGCGUCUGGCCAAUGCGAAGUUAAUGAUGGUUUUUGCUGUGUAAUUUCCAUGCACGAUGGCCUGGUUUUGUACACAACCCCCAGCAUCACUUCCAUUCUAGGAUUCCCGGAGGACACCUGGCUGGGACACUCUUUCAUUGACUUUGUCCAUCCAAAAGACCGCGAUACUUUUUCCACGAAAGUUAGCACAAGUGUGGGCUUGCCUCUAAUUGAUUCCAAUGGAAAAGAUGUGAGAAACUGCUUCUAUGUGUGUCUCAGGCGCCACACAUCUUCAGAAGUACCUCUUCUGGAAAAGCCCAUUUCCUACCAGGCUUUUAAUCUGACCGUUACCAUCAAGCAAAUGACCGAGUCUCCAGAAUCUGGAUUAGCCGACCACAACAAUUGCAUGUUUCUCUUCAUCAUUGCCGUGCCAGUUAUAAGCGCCUACAAAGUUCCCAAAGAGCGAAAAAUGUCCAGCAAAUUCGGAAUGCGCCAUACCGCAUCUUGCAUAAUCAGCUACGUUGAUCCGGACGUGGUGACUAAUUUCGGAUUUUUACCCCAAGACAUGCUGGGAAAAUCAGUCUUUGACUUCUACCAUCCGGAGGAUAUGCCUUUUCUCAAAGAAGUUUACAAAUCCGUGAUGAAAACAUGCCAAAUCAACGGCUCAGUGUUCCGAAGUAAACCCUAUAGAUUUAUGGUCCAGAAUGGAUGCUUCGCCUUAAUCGAAACCGAAUGGUCCAGCGUGAUUAAUCCGUGGUCCAAGAGAAUGGAGUGUGUUAUCAGCUUGCACCAGGUUUUAGAGGGACCUUUAAACCCGAAUGUCUUCGACCUCGCAACCGAUAUAGAGCUGAAAGCAAUUUCCAGCCACGUAAUCAGUCAAGGCAAAGUAUUGCAAGCUGAAAUUUUGCAGCUUUUAACAGUGGAACUUCCAAAGCCUGUGGAAAUAUGCAAACAGGAAGUGUCCAGACGUUGCAAGAACUUGGCCAGUUUCGUGGAAUCCUUCAUCAGUACGACUAAGCUGGAAAUUGAAGUUCCUCAGGAGUUCAACGAGAGCUUUUCGGAAAGGGAUUCGGUGAUGUUGGGAGAAAUUUCGCCCCAUCACGAUUUCUGCGACAGCAAAUCAUCCUCGGAAACGCCUCCGAGCUACAACCAGCUGAAUUACAACGAAAACAUUACCAGAUUCUUCCAAAGUAACCCAAAUACCAGCGCUACCUAUGGGGAGAAUCAGUUCGCUAGUAAUGCGAUUGAACUGAUAUAUCGAAAAAAAGAAGACGAGGUUUCUGAUUGCGUCCCCAUUAAUCCAAAAUGUCUGUCGCCACUCCAAAACUGCGAAAACUCCAGAUACGGAAGCGCGGGCAAUUUAAGUUCAGGCAGCACUCCGAAUCUGGAAAGCGAAAUCACUAGCGGCACCAACAUGACAAGCGACGACUACAAAGCGCCACAAUUGACUGCAUCCGUGCUGGUCAGACACAAUGAGGAUAUGGAAAAAAUCAUGAUCCAAAAGCACAAAAAGGAACGAUCGCACUUUAAGGACCGGGAAGCGAAAAAAAGCCAUCAGAAGCUGGAAAAACACACCAAUGAGAUGUUUAUGGAAAGCGCCAAUGAGCACCAUCAAGGAGUGAAACGAAGUGGAAGGCAUUUGAUUGAAGAUAGAGAGGGCUGUAAAAUAUUCAAACAAAAUGGGCACAAUGAGCUAUUUGAAAAUCCUGGACCCAGUUUUUACAGCAAUGCGCAAAUGAGUUCCUCCGCAGAAAGUCCGAGCCAUCCCCAUAGGAGCGACUUGCUCACCAACGCGUUGAAUAUGUGGAGCCCUUUUCCAGUUCCAGUGGCUCACAAUGCAAAGGACGCACUCAAUCAAGGCGUUUUGCCCGUUUACUAUGUACCAACCAUUGUUCCGCCUGGACCUCAAGUUUCCCAAAGAAAUCAAGUGCAAUAUUUGCCUGCUGGUGUGCUCUCCAAUUAUGCUCCGGGAAUAUUUCCCCCGCCGAUUCUUUGCCCCACAAUUCCUAUCUUGUCCUUGCAAAACGUGCCUUUGGGACCAGAAGCGGGUCACUUGAGGAACAUAGACCCUACUUACGACCGAGCGGCUUAUCUAGAUUCAAGGCUGCAUCCAUCAGAUGGUUCUCAGCAGUUUGAUGCUGGUAUCCAGCGCCUUUCCGGAUCUGGGCCUCAAUGCUAUCGGCCUUCAUCUCAAGCCACAUCCGUUAAAGCGGAACCUGGCAGCCGGAUCGGUUCCAUUGCCUCAGCUAGUGUAGUAAAUAAGCUACCCGAGCCGAUUCUACGGCCCAACAAGCUGGUGAGUUCUUAUCGGCCAAACCGCAUGGAGGAGGAGAGUAGCUGUUACUCUUCCUCAUAUUCCUCGUUUUUGAAAACCGACACAGGUUCCCGAUCAAACGACGAUUCUGCUUCAUGCAACAACACCAACCGCACUGACGAUGAAAUGGUAAAUAGCCAGCGCCAAGUGUGUCCAUUGCGAAAGCGAGAGCCUCCAUGGCUGGAAUCAAUGACCUUAACUCCAGAUGUAAUCUACCGAUACCAGAUGUCCGUGAAGAAUAUCGAUGAUAUUUUAAAAAUGGAUCUCAACGCUCUGAAACAAAUCGAGCAACCUGUGAUGGUCAAUGAUCAGCUGCAGCAGCUUUAUAUAGAAAUGGAGUUAGAGGGAUUGUCGAAAGCUCUGACUUUGGAGGAAGAACGUUUAUCCAGCAGCAGCAGCAGUAGUGGAGAUAUACUGGAAAACAAUGCUGGCGCAACAAAUCUGAAUAGAAAGCGGCCUUACAGUUCGUUCUGGUGAUGAUCACUCGACGAUAACAAAUUUCCUGCUCUUAACGCUGCAUCUUCCAAAGAAAACCUAUAUACCUCGGUUUUAGAUAUUUUUACCUUAAAAUAUACCGCGGUAGUAACAUCCAAGAAAUAGAAACAUGUUUGUUAUGUUUAGAAGCUAUUUAGCAAACCACGCAUGCUAUUUUAGGUAUCUUCAUACUCACUCUGUUACAUUAUCUAUACAUAUAUUAUAAUAAUAUUGUGUCGUAGAUCUAAUUUUGAUGUAUUUAGUUCGUAUCAUGUUUUUGAUAAUGAUGUUUUGUACUUUUUAUAUUAUAUUAUAUACUUGUGUAAUUGAUUAGUCGACAAGCCAAUGAACGUAGGUAUUGUAGCCAAAUACAAACCAUAUUAAAGCGUUUUAUUUUUGA
Dendroctonus ponderosae (mountain pine beetle) is the source of this 5289-nucleotide messenger RNA. It is a transcript of the gene per, whose product is annotated as period circadian protein. Bases 1551 to 4892 code for a protein of 1113 amino acids. Gene Ontology annotation, molecular function: transcription corepressor binding; transcription cis-regulatory region binding. Gene Ontology annotation, cellular component: cytoplasm; nucleus. Gene Ontology annotation, biological process: circadian regulation of gene expression; entrainment of circadian clock by photoperiod; negative regulation of transcription by RNA polymerase II. The transcript is spliced from 20 exons. The record is from RefSeq and is a predicted model, not a curated record. Lineage: Eukaryota; Metazoa; Arthropoda; Insecta; Coleoptera; Curculionidae.